AUGGAUCGUGCAAAAGCCAAGGAUUACCACUUUGAUAGACAGGAGCACUCAGUGAUUUCUAUCGCUGACUCGGAGAAAGGAUUGCAGAUGAUGACGAUCGAGGGCACUAGAAACAAUUUGGAAGAAAGAAAGAAAGAAAGACAAGAGAGAGAGAGAGAGCGAGAAUCCAAUGGUGGAAGUCUCGAGUCCAAAUCAAAAGACCUUGCUUGA
Schizosaccharomyces osmophilus is the source of this 210-nucleotide messenger RNA. RefSeq lists its product as uncharacterized. NCBI's taxonomy places the organism in Eukaryota, Fungi, Ascomycota, Schizosaccharomycetes, Schizosaccharomycetales, Schizosaccharomycetaceae. The record is from RefSeq and is a predicted model, not a curated record. The transcript is spliced from 2 exons. Bases 1 to 210 code for a protein of 69 amino acids.